Molecule: messenger RNA, 2184 nt
Organism: Colletotrichum fioriniae
Lineage: Eukaryota; Fungi; Ascomycota; Sordariomycetes; Glomerellales; Glomerellaceae
Source: RefSeq, a predicted model, not a curated record
AUGCCGUCCUUAGAUAUCAUCGAUCACUCACCUCAGCAUCCGGACCCUUCGCCACCAAUUCCCACGGCAUCCAACUUGAUCUUGAUCGACAACUACGAUUCCUUCACCUGGAAUGUCUACCAAUACCUCAUUCUCGAAGGCGCGAAUGUGACGGUCUUCAGAAAUGACAAGAUCACGCUGGCAGAGCUGAUUGACAAGAAGCCAACUCAGUUGAUCAUCAGUCCUGGACCUGGACACCCCACCACGGAUUCCGGAGUCAGUCGAGAUGCAAUUAAGCACUUUUCUGGCAAGAUUCCCAUAUUUGGUGUCUGUAUGGGUCAGCAGUGCAUCUUUGACGUCUAUGGUGGAGAGGUCGGAUCCGCAGGGGAAUGGCUUCACGGCAAGACAUCUCCUUUGACACACGACGCCAAGGGUGUCUAUGCUGGUCUGCGCCAAGGCCUUCCAGUUACCCGUUAUCACUCUCUAGCCGGUACACGUGUGACACUUCCGGAUUGUUUGGAGGUCACUUCUUGGGUUGCGACAGAGGACGGAUCCCCCGGUAUCAUUCAAGGCGUCCGACAUAAGGAGUACACCAUUGAGGGUGUUCAGUUCCAUCCCGAGAGCAUUCUCACCGCAGAGGGCCGGACUAUGCUGCGAAACUUCUUGCAACUUCAAGGUGGCACUUGGGAAGAGAACAGCCGGCUCCAGAAGGGCUCCGCGACCAACGGCGCCUCUGCCAAGACGACGUCAUCUGCGCCGGCUGCAAGCAAGAAGAACAACAUCUUGCAGCAAAUUUACGCCCACCGAAAGGCUGCUGUUGCAGCUCAGAAGCUUGUUCCUUCGCAAAGACCUGCAGAUCUACAAGCUGCGUAUGAUCUCAAUGCCGCUCCGCCUCAAGUCCCCUUCAUUGAGCGCCUUCGCCAGACCCCCUUCGAUGUGUCCCUCAUGGCGGAGAUCAAACGAGCCUCGCCCUCAAAAGGCAUUUUCGACAUCAACAUCAAUGCUCCGACCCAGGCCAAGAAAUAUGCCCUUGCAGGUGCCAGCGUCAUAUCCGUGCUGACGGAGCCUGAGUGGUUCAAGGGCAGCAUCGAGGAUCUGAGGGCUGUUAGACAAGUUCUGGACGGUAUGCCCAACAGACCAGCGAUCCUCCGCAAAGAGUUCAUCUUCGAGGAAUACCAGAUUCUUGAAGCCAGACUUGCGGGCGCCGAUACGGUCUUGCUUAUUGUCAAGAUGCUGGAGACGGAACUGCUGGAGAGGCUGUACAAUUAUUCUCUUUCCUUGGGAAUGGAGCCCUUGGUUGAGGUCCAGACAGCCGAGGAGAUGAAGACAGCCUUGAAACUUGGAUCCAAGGCUAUUGGCGUCAACAACCGCAACUUGGAGAGCUUCGAGGUCGACAUGAACACAACAAGCAGAUUGAGAAGCAUGGUCCCGGAAAAUACCAUCAUCUGCGCCCUGAGCGGCAUCAAUAGCCACCAGGAUGUCAUUCUCUGCAAGAACGAUGGAGUCAAUGCUGUUCUUGUAGGAGAGGCCAUUGUCAGAGCGCCGGACACAACCAAGUUCAUCAGAGAACUCUGUUCUGGUACAGACGCUGAGCCUGAACCGGUCAAGACCCAGCCCCUUUUUGUCAAGAUUUGCGGCACACGAACACCCGAGGCUGCCCUCGAGGCUGUUAAGGCAGGUGCGGACUUUGUCGGAAUCUGCUUGGUUCCAGAUUACUAUACCACGUCUGUCGCCAGGCUAUCGAGCUCGCGUCCGCUCCUCGCUGGCAUCUUCCAGAAUCAGCCCCUGGACGAGGUUCUCGAGAAGCAGAAGCGUUUCAAUCUGGACAUUGUUCAGCUUCACGGCAACGAGCCGGUUGAGUGGGCCAACCUGAUCCCGGUACCUGUUAUUCGGGCUUUCAAGCCGAGCAACGUUGGCAUCGGGAAACGAGGCUACCACACCAUUCCUCUGCUCGAUUCGGGAGCUGGCUCAGGCAAGCUACUGGACGUCUCCAGUGUCAAGGAAAUCUUGGCAAAGGACCAGGAGUUGCAAGUCAUUCUCGCUGGCGGUCUCAACCCGGACAAUGUGCUUGAGGCAGUCAAGGCUGUUGGGGAGUUUGGUGACCGUAUCGUAGGUGUUGAUGUGAGCAGCGGAGUGGAGGAGGAUGGCAAGCAGAGCUUGGAGAAGAUUAGAACGUUUGUCAAGAAUGCGAAGAGCUUUAGGUAG